Molecule: messenger RNA, 762 nt
Organism: Prunus armeniaca (apricot)
Lineage: Eukaryota; Viridiplantae; Streptophyta; Magnoliopsida; Rosales; Rosaceae
Source: the annotation of a GenBank genome assembly
AUGGCUAACAAUCCAUGUCCAACAAAUGUGGAGAAAGAAAAUAUAGAGAAAAGAAAAGAGGAGCUACGAACUAUAUUUGAGAACCAGAGUGAUCUUGUAAAAGAUCUUCAAAAGAGCGCCUUCACCCUUGCAAACUACUACUUCGUUUUUCAAGGAGUUAUUUUGGGGGGCAUUGCCAAUGUUAGAUGCUCAGAUCGUUGGUUCUUUUUCAGUCUCUCUCUAAUAGCGGCCAUACUCAAUCUGUUUUCAUUGAUUGUAAUUGGAGGGAGUUAUAAAAGAAGCCUCGUGCAUAGAGACAAUACCAUCCGGGAACGCGAUCAAUUGCAAAGUACUCAGGCCAAGCAAAAUUAUUCGCAUAAUUCAGACCGAAGAUCAGAGAAUUCACCAAAAAUACAAGUUUCUGAAUGUGAACCAAGUCCUUCAGCGCCAACACAACAUCAAGAGGCUGCUUCCCAAGAUCCUAGAAGCCUACAACCAGCUUCUGAACUGAGACCAACUACUUCAGUGCCAAGACAACAUCAACAGGUUGCUUCUCAAGAUCCUGAAAGCGCUUGGUCCGCUCAUGUUGAUAAAUAUAAAAAAAUUCUACGUGCUAUCUACUUCCAAAUUUGCAUUGGUCUCUUUGUAAGCUUUGCCAUCAUCGUGCUUGUGAGUUGCUGGACCAUUCCCUGUAGGGAAGCUCACCAUGGCAAGCACCCCAGUGAGAAGUGCAUUAGGCUUUGUGAAGGCACCGGGUGUAUAAGCAUCUGCACCCAAUACUAG